Messenger RNA from Prorocentrum cordatum, 3416 nucleotides. NCBI's taxonomy places the organism in Eukaryota, Dinophyceae, Prorocentrales, Prorocentraceae. The record is from the annotation of a GenBank genome assembly.
ACCAGCUCGCGGCUGCAGCCAACCGCUGGCCGCUAGCACUGACCACCGUGCAACUACCAGCACCAGCCCCCGCAGCGAUGGCGCGGACUCGCACCGAGAAGGGUGAAGGCGGCCCGCCGGCCAGGAAGGCACCCCGCAAGUCUGCGAGGGCUGCGGCAGCUGGGUCAGACGCAGCGUUCUGCCAGCGCUGCGACGAGGCCUGUGACAAGGAGACGUCCUUGCGCGCCGUCGCAAGUGGCAGGGGCAGGCAGCUCUCGAUCAUAGGCUGCGACACGUGCUGGGCUACUUACGAGCGCCACUAUAUUGGGGAGUACGCGUGGGCGGACGUCUGCGAGAAGUCGCACGAGGAGGACGAGUUCCGCGAUGACUUCGGGAAGCACGCCGAUGCCGACAGGGAGCUGGAGGAGCAGGUGAACUCGGCGGCCAGUGAGAACGGCUCGGUUGAGAUCGACACGAUCUACGGCCAAGAGGUGUCGAAGACCAACAUCCAGUUGACGCCGCAGCAAUGGAACGCCCUGGUGGUUCCUCGUGGCGUCGUGGGGAUCACGCCAGAGAUGACAGAUACGUUGGACUGCAGGGUCCCCAGCUGCACCCAGCCUGGCGUGUGCACGACUGGCGUCGUGAUGCAGCACCCCGACAAGCCCUACACGGAGAUCAAGAGCUACACUCGCACCGAGGUGCGGAUGUCGACGGUGAAGUUGUCGGCGUCGAAGGCUUCCAAAGUUGGCGCCGACGCGGAGACCUUCAGGGAGGAGAUCACCAGGCUCCGCCAGAAGCAGGCGACGAUCUUGCGCGGCUUCGCGAAGGUCCCCACCAUGGACAACUUGGCUGCGAGCAGCAGCGCGGCCUUGGCCGUCAUGGGCGGCCGAGUGGGCAGCCACGCUUGCAGCCCUCGCGGCGACGAGAGCCUCGCAGUCGUGCCACGCGCUUCGCCGCCAGAGCCGCGGGCUCCAGCUGGGGCGCAGCUUGGCAGUGGCGAGAUGAGCGGAGCGGGCUACACCUACACCGACCCCGUGAUUGUCGUCGAGGACUCGUUAAUGGCAGCUGACAGUGUAGCGGCAGGCUCGUUGCAGAGGGGGUGGGGCUCUGCUGGCCCUUGGUCGUGUGGCGCGUCGCUCUCAGGCGACUCGCCUGCCAAUGGGAGUGACGUGCGGGAUCGGUCGAGGUCCCCAGCGCCGAGCACGGCCGCUUCGCGCGCCGACUCGUCGGGCGGCAAGGCCAGCGCCGCUAAACCCAGCACGCCCAAUGCCGCAGAGAAGAACCGCCUCGAGGCCUUGAGGAGGGGCCUGAACAUCUCGGAGCUCCUGGACGGCGUGAAGAAGGGCGACAGGGACUACUCGCUGAAGCGCUUCAAGCCCAAGGCUCCGAGCGUCAUCGUCAUGGCAGCCGCGCUUAAGAAGCAGGUCGAGGCGGCCACCUACCUUGCGGCCAACAUCGGAAAUAUGACGUGGGUGCAGGUCUGCGAGCGGCUGGAGGAGAUCAAGAGCGAGCACGUGCUCCAGACGACGACGUUCCAGGCUUCCCUUCUGCGGACUUACGUGAAGGAGAACAUCGAUGAUUUUGAGGUGAUGGUUGAUGCCUUGCUGCCGUACGCAAGGUUCGCCGAAGAGUACGACGUGGUCCAGCCCCGCUUGUCUUCCAUGACCAUGCCGAUCGAGGACAAUAUGUCCCUGACCCGAGAGGUGCUGCUUGACGUCAUCGUGUUGCCACAGGUGGCGGAGGGCUUCAAGAAUGUCAAUCACCUGCAGGGUUUCGGAGGGUCGCUGGCAGCGGCCUUCAAGAACGUCGACGGCUGCCCCGAUAACGUGAAGCUCUUCUGCGAGCAGGUGACGGCGAUGGGCAUGUUGUUGGAACAGCUGCCGAACUACGACCCGUUGACGUUCGAUACGGUCAAGAUGUUCAUGAAGCCCAUGAUCGAGCUCAUUACAGGUGCGACUGAGGAGCCUGGCUGGCACCCGCUGUCUGCGACGCUUUCAGCGUACGAGCCCUGGGCUCAGUACAAGGCCUCCUUCCGCAGUGCCGCGUCCACAGACCUCGAGAUCGCGCCCUUGAUGACUGCCGCGGUCAGCGAGCUCGUCCAGGCGGGGAGGAACCCCGACGGCUUGAGAGUCAUUGAGGGUGCCAUUUCAUCCAUACUGCUGUGGAGGCAGACGUGCCGCGGGAAGGCAAAGGCGACCGUUGGCGUAGAGCAGGCCCUCCACAGCACGAUCGAUAGGCUGGUUCGCGGCACCCUCGAGACGCCCGCAGAUCGGUUGGACAUCGACGAGGCGGAGAAGCUGAUGGAUUGCAUGGCAAAGCUCGCAGCGGUCCUCGGGGUUGAGCAGGGGGGCGGCGACGACCCGAUGGGACGAGCGUUCGAGGACGUCUCCUUGCACGCCGACAUCGCCCGCCAGGCCAGCACGGAGAACCAGUGCAUGGAGACCAUCAGCAAGUUCCGGAUGGACCCCGCGAGCGAGAGAGUCGACGAUAUCAGGAUCUUCUUGGCCAAGCAUUGCGACUUGAAGGUGCAUGACGAUGGCCAGUGCCAGAAGCUCAUCGACGCAUCGGUCCGCAUCAUCGAGAACAGCGACAUAUUGAAUAGCGAUCUGGACUUAGAGCGGGUUGAUGAGUCCAAGGGUUUGAUCGACAGGUCCGAGACAUCGGUCGUGGUCGCCUCUUGCUUGCUGAAGUGCAUCGUCCCGACGCCUGAGACUGCGCCCAUCGUCGAUGCGAUCACCUCACGGCUUGCCGACCUGCAGGUGGGCGUCACGGUGGCUAGGUCCCUCAUCAGGUUCUGCGCUGCCCACGCUUCGCAGGACACUGCCAAAGGGGACUUGCAGGCGCUCUUCGAGCAGCUGGACUCCGCCAUCUCAGGACGUGCAAGCACGAAGAGUUCAGCUGGCCAUGACGAGUUGCUCAUCCAGCGGGGCCUCACGUCGUGCGAGACCUACGACAAGGUCAUCGAGCCGUGGUGCGCCGCGGCGAAGGCCGUGGCGUCGAGCUACGCGACUGGCUGCGCAAAGGACGUCUUGGAGCAGGUCCAGAGGGAGGGCGCUCGCCUUCGGAAGCUCGCUGGCGGCAUGAACGACGGCUCGCACUGGAUGGGCGGGUUCGGCGAAGACGUGGACGACUUCGCGGCAAUCAUGGCCCGCGCUAGGAAGACGCUCUUCAAUCAGUUCGGGCCGCGCGGCAAACUGAAGUUGGCGGUCAAGGAGUUCGGAGACUCUGUGCGAGCGUGCGCGGCCCAGCACGCGACCUUGGGCAUCGACGCAGACGCCCACGGCGAGGAGUUCAAAGCUUUCCAGGCCACCCUCGAGGUGGCGAACACGACGCUGGCGGCGGCGGCGCUGGCCCAGGCGUUCAAGGACGACAAGGCCGAGGGUCCGACGCGCAAGGCCAGCGUACUGAGGGCCGUGGACGUUCUGCAGGCCCGCGGG